This is a messenger RNA of Dacryopinax primogenitus, 798 nucleotides long. RefSeq lists its product as uncharacterized. Gene Ontology annotation, cellular component: cytoplasm. The coding region runs from base 1 to 798 and encodes 265 amino acids. The record is from RefSeq and is a predicted model, not a curated record. Gene Ontology annotation, biological process: protein depalmitoylation. Lineage: Eukaryota; Fungi; Basidiomycota; Dacrymycetes; Dacrymycetales; Dacrymycetaceae. Gene Ontology annotation, molecular function: carboxylic ester hydrolase activity; palmitoyl-(protein) hydrolase activity. The transcript has 3 exons.
AUGUCCCAACCAAGCACGGUCACCGUACACGCACCAGACCGAUCCCCUCGCCGGAAACGUGCACCAGGGAAGCUGCCAUUGAAGUACUCAUAUGCGCCUAGCAACGACGGGACGGACGAAAACCUGUUGAUCCUACUACAUGGACUUGGCGAUACGGAACUCCCGUUUGCCAAUCUGGGCCGGUCGUUGAAGCUCCCUCAAACAGCGACUCUCUCCCUCCGUGCGCCCCUGAGGAUCCCAUUCCUAGAAGAAGACGCAUUCCAAUGGUACCCCUCUUUCGACCCCCUCGGAGACCUUCUCACCCGACCCGACCCCACAGGCGCAGUAGACGUCCUCCUCCUCACCCUCAAAGCGCUGGUGGACGACUGCCACUGGCCAGUGAAUAAGAUCCACCUGUUUGGCUUUGCCCAGGGAGGGAGCGUGGCUGCCGAGCUUGCGGUGCGGGUUUGGCAGGAUCGGGUGUUCCCUUCAGGGGGGGAGACGGUGGAGCCCCUCGCUUUAGCUUCGGUGGUGACAAUCGGUGGUCCGCUUCUAGAACAUCCAACAUUCACCCCAGCCUGCGCGACUCCUAUUCUCGUCUUCCACCGCCUACCACCCUCGGCGUCCGCCCUCCCGUCCUCAGCAGUACGCGCGUUCGAGCGAGCGUUCCAGGAAAUGAAGGAGCUCAAGAUCACGGGAGGGGAGGGGAUGCCCCGCAGUAGAGAGGAGUGGGAGCCGGUUAUGCGCUUCUGGGCUGGGGUGUUGGGCAGGCGGGUGCCAGAGGACUUGUUAGAGGUUGUUGCUGGUGGGCCUGUUUAG